Messenger RNA from Perca fluviatilis (European perch), 1995 nucleotides. It is a transcript of the gene rbp3, whose product is annotated as retinol binding protein 3. Gene Ontology annotation, biological process: proteolysis. The record is from RefSeq and is a predicted model, not a curated record. Lineage: Eukaryota; Metazoa; Chordata; Actinopteri; Perciformes; Percidae. The coding region runs from base 94 to 1947 and encodes 617 amino acids. The transcript is spliced from 4 exons. Gene Ontology annotation, molecular function: serine-type peptidase activity; retinol binding.
CAGCCAAAACAGUGCCAUUUGACAAAGAACCUCCUCGGCUCAACAACCUCCACUUCCCAUCUACUCACUUUUGGUCUGACUAAACUGGCAAAAAUGGCAAAGGCUAGCUUCCUGAUUGCGCCUCUGCUAGUUUUGGGAAAUGUUUUCUUUAUCCAUGCCUCGUUUGCCCCCGGACUCAUCAUAGAUAUGGCAAAAAUCGUCAUGGACAAUUACUGCUCACCAGAGAAGCUGGUGGGGAUGAAGGAGGCAAUUGAAGCAGCCAGCAGCAACACAGAGAUUCUCAACAUCCCAGACGCUGAAACGUUGGCUACUGUCCUCAGUGCUGGAGUCCAGAGCACAGUCAGUGACCCACGCUUGAUGGUCUCUUAUGAGCCAAACUACGUCCCUGUGGUUCCUCCGAAGAUGCCUCCCUUGCCCCCUGAUCAGCUCAUUGCCGUCCUCCAGACGUCGAUCAAGCUCGACAUCCUUGAGGGAAACAUUGGCUACCUGAGGAUCGAUCACAUCCUUGGGGAGGAGGUUGCUGAGAAGGUUGGCCAUGUGCUCCUAGACCUGGUCUGGAAUAAAAUCCUGCCAACCUCAGCUCUCAUCUUUGACUUGCGCUACACCAGCAGCGGGGACAUCACAGGAGUCUCCUACAUUGUGUCUUACUUCACCGCAGCCGAGCCUACGAUUCACAUCGACAGCAUCUACGACCGUCCCUCAAACACAACCACUAAGGUGCUUUCUAUGUCCACACUGCUGGGGCAAAGAUAUGACAUCAACAAACCCCUCAUUAUUCUCACCAGCAAAAACACCAAGGGCAUUGCCGAGGAUGUUGCCUACUGCCUCCAGAACCUAAAGAGGGCCACCAUUGUGGGCGAGAAGACCGCCGGGGGCUCUGUGAAGGUCGAUAAAAUCAAAGUGGCCGACAGUGACUUCUACAUUUCGGUGCCAACCGCAAAGUCCGUCAACCCCAUCACCCGCUCCUCCUGGGAGGUUACAGGCGUGACCCCUGAUGUGGAGGUAAACGCCGAGGAUGCCCUCGCUACCGCCAUCAAGAUCGUCAACCUCCGUGCCCAAGUUCCUGCCAUCAUUGAGGGAUCAGCGACCCUGAUUGCAGACAACUACGCCUUUGAAGAUAUCGGUGCUGAUGUCGCAGAAAAGUUGAAAGGGCUCCUGGCAAACGGCGAGUACAGCACGGUUGUCUCCAAAGAGAGUCUGGAGGUUAAGCUGUCCGCUGACCUGAAGACCCUGUCUGGGGACAAGAGCCUGAAGACCACCAGCAACACCCCAGCCCUGCCACCCAUGGAUUAUUCUCCAGAGAUGUACAUUGAGCUGAUCAAAGUCUCCUUCCACACUGACAUAUUUGAGAACAACAUCGGCUACCUGCGCUUUGACAUGUUCGGAGACUUUGAGGAGGUCAAGGCCAUUGCCCAGAUUAUUAUUGAGCACGUCUGGAACAAAGUUGUCAACACUGACGCUAUGAUUGUUGACCUCAGAAACAACAUUGGUGGCCCUACAACAGCCAUCGCAGGCUUCUGCUCUUAUUUCUUUGAUGCCGACAAGCAGAUUGUGCUGGACAAGCUGUACGACAGACCGUCCGGCACCAUCACAGCGCUCCAGACCCUGCCUAAACUCACUGGCACAAGGUACGGCUCCAAGAAGAGCUUGAUCAUCCUGACCAGCGGAGCGACUGCCGGCGCCGCAGAGGAGUUUGUUUACAUCAUGAAGAAGCUCGGUCGCGCUAUGAUCAUCGGAGAGACAACCGCCGGGGCCUCCCACCCGCCAGUGACCUUCCGUGUUGGCGAGACCGACAUUUUCCUCAGCAUCCCCACUAUCCACUCCGACACCGCCGCCGGGCCAGCCUGGGAGGGAGCUGGCAUCGCACCUCACAUACCCGUCCCAGCUGACGCCGCCCUCGAGGCAGCCAAGGGCAUCUUCAACAAGCACUUUGCAGGCCAGAAGUAAACCACGUCCUGAACAAAGCCGGGGGGGCGGGGGGGGGAGGUUAACAUG